GGAGUUCCCGCAGGUCGCUCGCUGCUGUGCAGCCGCUCGCCGCCUCGGCCCGGCACCCGCCGUCCCGCCCGCCCCGCCGGGAAGGAGCCGGGACCGUUUCGGCUCCGAAGCACGCGGCCCCCUCCCGUCUCGUCGUGGCUUUUCCAAACCCUCCGAGGAGAGCGGGAUCGUUCGGUCCUUCCUGUAUUUCCGACCAUUACAGGAUCUAGAGAUGUCUACGACGCUGUUAUCUGCCUUCUACGACAUCGACUUCUUGUGCAAGACGGAGAAGUCGCUGACCAACCUCAGCAGCAUGCUGGACAAGAAGGCCGUGGGCACCCCGGUCGCCUCCUCCGGCUCCAGCUUCGCGCCGGGCUUCCUGCGGCGGCACUCGACCAGCAACCUGCCGGCCCUGGCCGCCGGCGCCAAGUUCCCCAGCCCCACCGGCUCCAGCUCGUCGUCGUCCUCCUCGUCCUCGUCCUCCUCGUCGUUCGGCGGCCUGAAGGAGCCGGGCUCCGGCGGCGGGGGCGGCGGCGGCGGCAGCCCCACGGCCCUGCUGAACAAGGAGAACAAGUUCCGGGACCGCUCCUUCAGCGAGAACGGCGAGCGCAGCCAGCACCUGAUGCAGCAGCUCCAGCAGCAGCAGGCGGCGGCCGGCAAGGGGGGCGGCUCGGGGGGCGGCGGGGCGCCCAUCAACUCCACGCGCUACAAGACGGAGCUGUGCCGCCCCUUCGAGGAGAGCGGCGCCUGCAAGUACGGCGAGAAGUGCCAGUUCGCCCACGGCUUCCACGAGCUGCGCAGCCUCACCCGCCACCCCAAGUACAAGACCGAGCUGUGCCGCACCUUCCACACCAUCGGCUUCUGCCCCUACGGCCCGCGCUGCCACUUCAUCCACAACGCCGACGAGCGCCGCCCGGCGCCCGGCGGGGGCACGGCCGCCGCCGCCCCCCCGCCCUCGGCCGCCGCGCCGCACCAGCAGCACCACCACCACCACCACGCGGCCCCGCACCCCGCCGGCAGCACCGGCGACCUCCGCGCCUUCGCGCCCCGCGAGCACCCGCUGGGCGGCGGCUUCGGGCACCCUCGCGGCGGCGGCGGCGGCGGCGGGGAGCGGCCCAAGCUGCACCACAGCCUCAGCUUCUCCGGCUUCUCCGCCCACCACCACCACCACCACCACCCCCCGCACCCGCACGGCGCCGCCCCGCCGCCGCCGCCCGGCGGCCGCUUGGAGGCCGCGCUGCUGGAGAGCCCCGGCGGCUCCCGCACGCCGCCGCCGCCCGCCUCGGCCUCGUACUGCGAGGAGCUGCUCUCUCCGCCCUGCGCCAACAACGCCUUCGCCUUCUCGGGCCAGGAGCUGGGCAGCCUGAUCGCGCCGCUCGCCCUGCACACGCCCGGCUUCGCCGCCGCGGCCGCCGUGGCCGCCGCCGCCUACUACCGCUGCCAGCAGCAGCAGCCGCCGCCGCCGCCCGGGGGCUGCCCGCCGCCCCCCGCCUCGCCGCCCUUCAGCUUCCAGCCCCUGCGCCUCCUUUCCGAGUCGCCCGUGUUCGACGCGCCGCCCAGCCCGCCGGACUCGCUCUCGGACCGCGAGAGCUACCUGAGCGGCUCGCUCAGCUCCGGCUCGCUCAGCGGCUCCGAGUCGCCCGGCCUGGACUCGGGCCGCCGCCUGCCCAUCUUCAGCCGCCUCUCCAUCUCCGACGACUGAAGGAUGGAAGGAUGGAAGGAGGGGGCCGCGGGCGGUGGGGCGCGGGGAGCGAGCCGGCCCCCCUCUCUGUCCGUCUCCUGUCGUGUCUUUUUUUAUACGCGUAACCUAUCCAUGUACACACGAGAGCUGAACAAAGCGAAAAGCGUCUUGCGAAAGGGCGACUGACGUGAACUGAACAAACCUAUUUUUCUAGAGAGACCUUGGAAGAAGGGGGAUUUGUGUUUCGGGGUUGUCCUUCUCGUUCUCCGGAGCCGAGUUCUGAUCCGCACCAGCAGCACCAUUCCAUCCGGGAACGCGGCCGGACCCACCGCGAGCUUCUCCAGCGCGAAAUCCAACAUCCUGCCAAGAAUAUGCCUUGAUAACAACCUUCUAUUUUUUUUAUAUAUCUAUAUAUUAUUAUUAUAACAAAUGCUAAAACCUUCAUUCCAAAGUUUAAUAUUGGUUCCAUUGCCACCACUUAGUGGAUGUUUGGCUUAGAACAACUCUUUUCUUUUUUCGUUGUUGCUUUAUUUGGAAGCACUCGACCGAGUUUAGUUUGUAAUUGUUGGAGAAUAACUGCUGAUUUUUUUUUAAUUGUUUUUUUUUAGCUGUUUUGAGUUGAUUGCAUGAAUGAGUCACUGCACACAACUCAACAUGAAACUAUUUAACUUAUUUAUUAUCUCGUGAAAAGUAUGCAUUGGUAAUUUGUUCAUACUGUAUUUAUCGGGUAUGAUGAAAAGCAAUAGAUAUAUAUUCUUUUAUUAUGUUUAAAUUAUGAUUGCCAUUAUUAAUCGGCGAAACGUGGAGUGUGUUCUUUUCACAGUAAUAUAUGCCUUUUUGUAACUUCACUUGGUUAUUUUAUUGUAAAUGAGUAAAAAUUCUUAAUUUAAGAGAUUGUAUGUAAUAUUUAUUUCGUUAAUUUCUUUCCUUGUUUACGUAAAUCUGAAAGAUUGCAUGGUUUCUGUACAGAAAUCGGUCUCGAUGCUGUGGAAGUAGUUUGAGGAAUUUCUAUGGGGUUUUUGUAGAAUGUAAAUGGUUGUAGCCCGUCCGAGUAGAAGAAAACCAACAACGGGAGACUGACUUUGGCAAUCAGACUUCAAAGUGGCGAACCUGACGCAGCCUCGUUCCAAGUGUAACCAAAAAGUGUUCCUCGUUGCCUAACUCCACCACUCACACUGUGAUGUAGUCUCAACGGAUGUAGCAAUAAUUGGGGUGCCCAGUAUUAUGCCUCACAGUGCCUUCUGGAGGGUCCACGCUUGCCUUAAAUACUUCUCAACCAAAUGAGUAUUUCUCUUAAUGCUUGAGGUGAUAAUUUGAAUGUAGGGAUGGGUUUUUGACUACAGCAAAAUUUCACCACUCUUUAUUUUGUAAGAAUGGCGGCCAUCUUUGGAUCUGAAACUUUAUACACGAGCAUAUCUUGUUUAAUUGAAUUCCAAAACUUGUGAUAUUAUUAUUAUUUUUUUUUUUACUUGCGUAGAAAGUCGGGAGUUUUCCAAAACUUUCCUGGACGGUGGAUGAAUGAGCGGUAGCUUAGUUUUGUUUGUACAUAGGUACAGAUUGAGCACUAUGUACUCUUUUUGGACUACUUUAACAGAAGUAUGUUUUGAAUGUAACUAAAGGAUAAGUCAACUUGAGUUGUAAUAUAUUUUUCGGGAGUCAGUUCACUACAAAUUGUGUGAGACUGUAAACUUUGUACUGUAAAUGUUUUGUAGUUCUCCCAAUAAAAUUUUUUUGGAAAAAAAAAAAAAAA
Molecule: messenger RNA, 3410 nt
Organism: Gallus gallus (chicken)
Lineage: Eukaryota; Metazoa; Chordata; Aves; Galliformes; Phasianidae
Gene: ZFP36L2
Product: ZFP36 ring finger protein like 2
Exons: 2
Coding region: 212-1681 (489 amino acids)
Molecular function (GO): metal ion binding; mRNA binding
Source: RefSeq, marked validated